Molecule: messenger RNA, 2547 nt
Organism: Carica papaya (papaya)
Lineage: Eukaryota; Viridiplantae; Streptophyta; Magnoliopsida; Brassicales; Caricaceae
Source: RefSeq, a predicted model, not a curated record
UUGGAGAUGAGAAGCCGUGUAAGAUAAGGAGGGAGAGAGAGAGAGAGAGAAAAUAUUCUCUACAGCUAGCUUUCUUUUUGGUGUUUUCCUCUUAGUUUUUAAGCAAGUGAACAAAGCUAUUACCAAAACCAGUCCAAUUUCUUGAUCUGCAGCUCACACCAACCUCUCAAUUCUUCUUAUUUUCUUCAGUUUAAUUUCAUUGGAUUAUUAUGUUUUUUUUUUGCACCAAAUCUUUUGUUCUUUCUUGAUUUUUAGUAGGUAGGAAAAUUUGUCUCUCUGUUGUUUCUUCUUCUUGUUUUUGCUAGCUACCAAUUCAGAACCCGCCAUUUUUAUACUUACAGAAGCUCAAACAUGAUGCAUCAAAACCAUGUCCAUGGCCUUUCUGUUUCCUCCACCGUUAAAGGGUUUGUUCCUCCUCCUCCUCAUCGUCACCAACAAACAGCUACCUCCAACCCUAACCCUAAUCCAAACCCUAAUAAUAAUCCUUCUGCAAAUCCGGCUGCCAACAAGAAGAAGAGAAACCUCCCGGGAACCCCAGAUCCAGAUGCAGAAGUGAUUGCUUUAUCUCCGAAAUCUUUGAUGGCGACGAACAGAUUCAUCUGCGAAAUCUGCAACAAGGGUUUCCAAAGGGACCAGAACUUGCAGCUGCACAGGAGAGGGCACAACCUGCCAUGGAAGCUGAGACAAAGAACGAACAAAGAAGUAGUGAGGAAGAAGGUGUAUAUAUGCCCGGAGAAGAGCUGUGUACACCAUGACCCCUCCAGAGCUCUGGGUGACCUAACGGGAAUUAAGAAACAUUAUAGCAGAAAACAUGGCGAGAAGAAAUGGAAGUGUGAGAAAUGUUCCAAGAAGUACGCUGUUCAGUCCGAUUGGAAAGCUCAUACUAAUAUCUGUGGCACUAGAGAGUAUAGAUGUGACUGUGGCACCAUCUUUUCCAGGAAGGACAGCUUUAUCACACACAGAGCUUUCUGUGAUGCUUUAGCUGAAGAAAGUGCAAGGUUCACUUCAGUUUCAACACUACCAAUAAAUCCAAAUCUAAUUAUCAACAAUCCCAAUAAUGCCCAUGAAGAUCCCCACCACCAAUUCUCCUCAGUUUUCCGGCCAGAGUUGGCCGCCGGAGCCGGCAGCUCAGAGCUCCUAACCAGUUCAAAUGGGCAAAAGCCAAGACUUUCUCUUUGGCUCCAUCAACAAAACGCUUUCUCCGAGCAACUACCUCCAGUUGCGCCGAUGAACGUUUUUGGGUCGUCCCAGUGGGUCGAAAAAUACCCGGAAGGAUCAUUUACAGGAUCCAAUCUCUCCAUGUCGCCAUUGCCAAGAUCAGACCAGAAAGUGAAUCAGCUGGAAGAAGACAACAAGGGAAAUAUUAAUCUGUAUAAUUCGAAUAAUAAUAAUCAUCAUCAGAGCAUCCAGCAAGCUUACAUGUCAGCCACUGCACUUUUACAGAAGGCAGCCCAAAUGGGAUCUACAAGAAGCUGCAACUCAUCACCAUUGAAUAUAACUUCUGGGUUUGGAUUAAUGAGCUCCUCAUCUCUGUCGAAUCCCGGGAACAAGUUCGUCAAGAAUCAUAGUAUAAUAAACGAUCAAAAUCUGAGUGAACUAUUGGCGAGUUCAUUGCCUCAAGCUUCAACUCAGUCAGCCAUUGUUAAAGAAGCAUCGACAUUGUUGGGUACUGCCGGUUUAAACUCACAUCCAUUCGUCAGUACUUCAUCAAUACCCAAGAGCUUGGACAGUCUUUUCAUGGCGGAUCAUAAUAAUCAGAGGCAGAUUAAUUCAGCAGCACAAAAAUACGGGAGUUCCAAUGAAGUUGAUCAAGAGAGUUUAACCAGAGAUUUUCUGGGUGUAGGAGGUGAAUCCAGUAGAUCUCCAUUCUUGCACCAGGAGCUAGCCAGGUUUGCUCCAAUGGGUAAUCCAGCUAUGGAUCAUCACCUGAGUCAGUAGUGGCCAUCAUUAACAAGACGGCAUUCGCAUAAACAAAGGUAAGAUCAUAUAUAUAUAUAUAUAUAAAAGAUCCUCGUUGGCGUAUAAGAGAUUCAUGAAGAUGGCCAUGGUUGCCAGAAUACGUAUAGAUGAAAUAUUCAGGAGAGCAUUAAAUCAAGAAGAGGGAGUGAUUUAUCCGAGUUGAAACGUCUGGGAAGUAAGCAAAGUGAGUCAACUCGGUCAGGAAACACAGAAAAAGAGAUGAGAGAACGAGAGAGAGAGAGAGAGAGAGAGGGAAGUUGUGAGAUUUGUGAAUGGUGGUCAGAAGGGUAGGGGGCCACUGCAUGGUGGAAGAGACUUAACAAAAAGAGCCCAUGAAGAUGAUGGGACCCGCCAUGCAUGUAGUUUGCAGUUUGUAGUUUUUAUUUUAAUUUUUAAAUUUUUUUUUGGGGUUAAAUUUUAAAUUUAUAUAUUUUUUUUUUUAAGAAAAGGGAAAUUAUGGUUAGGCUAAAAGUACGGUGACCACUUGUCACUGCCUUUUUUCCCCCUCACGGCCCACCAUACUCUGACGGCUGUGAUCAAAUGUCUUUCAUAGUGGAUUUGAAUAAAAAGCGGCUUUCGUCCUGUAUA